AUGAACUUAUCAGCAGUGAUGCCAGGGAUUCGAAGCUUUUCGAGUUGUCGCAAGUUAUUUUCGCGGUUUCGAUCUGCAGCGACACCAAAUGUUAAGGAGAUUGGAUUAUUGAUGCCGUUGGUGAAUGCGGAAGCUUAUAAGCCUGGACAGGUGACAUUUUUGGGGUCUCUAGGGGUGGGUGCUUGAGAAUUGGAUUCUGUAGGCGUGGCUGCUUGACGUAGGGUUUCACAAGGCGAUGAUCCUUGUUGGAGUGGAUCUAUAGGCUUGGAGCCUUGAGAAUUGGAGUUUCUUGAAGCGGCUGCUUGAGAACCAAGGGUUUGAAGCCUUGGCUACUUGACACAGAAGUUCUCAAGACGCGACUGCUUGACAAUUUGACUCUCUAGACGUGGCUGCUUGAGGUUUAAGCUCUCUAGGCGAGGUUACUUGAGACCCAGGCUCUCUAGAAGCGACUGCUUGGGAACCAGGGUUUCUAGGCUCUGCUCCUUGAGAGCUAGAUUUUCAAGCAGCGGCUAGUUGAGAACUUGAGUUUCAAGCAGCGGCUGCUUGAGAACUGAACGUUUCUAGGCGUGGCUGCUUGACAAUUGAACUAUCUAGGCGAGGCUACUUGAGAACCAGGGGUUCUAGGCUUGGCUGCUUGAAAACUAGGGUCUCUAGGCGUGGCUGCUUAACAAUUGAGCUAUCUAGGCGAGGCUACUUGAAAACUAAGGUCUCUAGGCUUAGCUGCUUGCCAGAGGGAUUCUCUAGGCGCUACUGCUUGGGAACCAGGCUCUCUAGGCUUUGCUCCUAGAUUUCAGGAUUCUAAAAAUUAGUUCUGAAAUUUCAGGAACACGAAAAGUCUGAGAAAAAAUGCAGAAUUCACUUUUUUCAGAACAAAAUCUCGAUUUUCAGCUGAAAUUCCAGAAUUUUCAGCUUCUCUGAACAUUUCAGGCUUCUCGAAAAUCUAGCAAGCCUAAGCCUAAGCCCAGAAAAGCCUAAUAAAAAAUAGUUCACGCUGAAAAUUUCAGAUUUUCAUCCAUCGAACAUUUGCCUACAAAGGUGUCAUUGUUUGCUCAUUUCCCUGUCGACUUCAUGAAAAAAAAUCCGGACAAGCGUAAGAUUUAGACUAACUAGGCUUUUCUAGGCCGAAGCCCGGGCCUUUUAGACCUGAGCCUAAUUCCAAUUUUUGCAGUGAAAAACAGCACACAACUCGUGAAUUCUAUCAAGUUUUGAUUCAUCGAAACGAUUGGAGUCAUAUGGGUUUUCCAGUUGAUAUAACAUCGUAUUUGGUGGAUGCGUCGAAUAGUAGACAUGGAGAGAAAUUGUUGACGCUGAUUAAGUGAGCUUUUUUGGGGAAAUUUGGGGGAAAAUGACCAAAAAUUCAUGAAAAAUGAUGGAUUUUGACCCGAAUUUGACUAAAAAUAGCAAAUGCGCUCUAUUGAACACUUCCCUUUUCUCUGAAAAAUUCAAAAUUCCCAAUUUUUCCAUGAAAAAUGGCGGAUUUUGACCACACCUCGGCCAAGCCGUGGCUGGCCACAGUACAAUUUUUGGAAAAAUCUGAAUUUCAGUUUUUAGAGGUCAAAAAUUGAAAAAUCACAAUUUUUAGAGGACAAAAACUGAAAAAUUCACAAUUUUUGUACUGUAAAAAGUUAGCGUAUAAUUUUUUAUAUUGGAAACCACGAUUUUGGCCGAGGUAUGAUUUUGACUCGAAAUUGACUAAAAUAGCAAAUGCGCUCUAUUGAACACUUCCCUUUUCUCUGAAAAAUUCAAAAUUCCCAAUUUUUCCAUGAAAAUGGCGGAUUUUGACUCGAAAUUGACUAAAAUAGCAAAUGCGCCCUGUCGAACUCUCAGCUUUUCUCUGACAAAUUCAAAAAAUAAUUUUUUCAUAUGAAAAUGACGGAUUUUGACUCGAAAUUGACUAAAAACAGCAAAUGCGCUCUAUUGAACACUUCCCUUUUCUCUGAAAAAUUCAAAUUUUCAUUUCUUUUGAAGCGGAAUGGGUUUCGAGCCAAAAUUCAUGAAAAAUGAUGAAUUUUGACACAAAAAUAGCAAACGCGCUCUAUUGAACUCUCCCAGUUUAUAUGAAAAAUUCAAAUUUUUAUUUUUUUUGUUUGAUGGAUUUUGAGUCAAAAAGUAGUGUUUCUCCAUGAAAAAUUAUGGAUUUUAACCCAAAAAUAGCAAACGCGCUCUAUUGAACUUUCAGCUUUUCUCUGAAAAAUACAAAAAUUCCCAAUUUUUCCAUGAAAAAUCAUGGUUUUUGACCCAAAAAUAGCAAACGCGCUCUAUUGAACUUUCCCAUUUUUUCAUGAAAAAUUCAAAUUUUCAGCGGCAUGGAUUGUGUUGGCCACGAUGACAUCAUCCCAUAUUCGCCAUACGAAAACGCAAAUCUGGAUCACGAUCUUUUCGAGCGAAUUUUCAAUGUCAAACAAAACAAUGAGCAAGGAAUCUCAAAUAUCUCAAUGAAACCCGAAUUAUUGGAAAGUUAUAAAGCAUCGAGUCGAUCCUGGUUGGCUCCACGAGAUGUUUAUCGAGAAAAAACCGAGAAUAUUGAAGUGACUGUAAUGACUUUCUAUUUGGGUGUUAAUGUGGUGAAUGGACAACAACAACAUAUGUGGAGAUAUGUUAUUAGGUGAGCGGGUCGAAAAUUUGGGGAGAAAUAUUGAAAAUUUAAAAUUGUAUCGAUUUUUUGAAGAGGCUAUGAAUCAAUCAUUAUUCAAAUUAAAUUUUAAAAAAAGUUAAUCAUCUCUUGAAACAGUGGAAAAAUUAAAUUUUCAAAAAAAUCUAGGGAUCACUAAAAGCUAGAGAUACAGAGAAGCCAGACAAUUAGGUAUCACUAGAAGGUUAGAGACGCAGAGAAAGGGAAUCUGUGAAUAUAUAAAAAAUUAAUAAUUUCUAUGAAAUUUUUAUUGUUUUUGGUGACAAAAAAAAUUCAACGAAAACCGAAAUUUCUAUUUUUGUUGAAAGAAAAAAUUCAACAAAAACCGAAAUUUCGAUUUUUGUUGAAAGAAAAAAAAUUCAACAAAAACCGAAAUUUCGAUUUUUGUUCAAAGAAAAAAAACAGAAAAGUUUUAUAGGAUUUUCAAAUUAUUCAGAAUUAUAUUCUGAACAAAAAAUCAAUAAUUAUCAAGUAACUAAAUUAAAUUUCACUUAAAAAUUAAAUUUGGAAGAACUAUGAAUUGCACCUAUUUGUGAGUUAUUAAUUCAUCCUUUUUGGAAUUGCAUUUAAAAAUUUAGGAUUUUUUUGAAACAGUGAAACUUUUUCAUGAGAAAUUAUGGAUUUUGACCCAAAAUUGCUUAACAAUAGCAAGCGCGCCCUAUUGAACUCUCCUAUUUUCUAUGAAAAAUUUCAAUUUCUUUUUUUUUCGCUUUCAGAACCUAAUCACAAUUUUCAACCUAAAUUUAUUGAUUUUUCCAAUUUUUACUAUUUUUCAAAAAUAAUUCGCUAAAAAUAUCACUUUUUCGAAUAUUCUUGGAAAACUAAUGGGAAUUUUGAAACAGUGAAAAAAUUUUUCCAUGAAAAAUGAUGGAUUUUGACCCAAAAUUGACUAAAAAUAGCAAACGCGCCCUAUUGAGCUCUCCUAUUUUUUAUGAAAUUUUGGAAAUUUUUUGAAACAGUGAAUUUAAUUACAAUUUACAACCUAAAUUUAUAGAUUUUUCCAAUUUUUACUGUUUCAAAAACUGAUUUGCUUAAUUUAUCAUUUUUUGAAUAUUGUUAGAGAAUUAGUAAAAAUUUUGAAACAGUGAAAAAUUUUUCCAUGAAAAAUUGUGGAUUUUGACCCAAAAUUGUCUGAAAAUAGCAAAUGCGCCCUAUUGAGCUCUCCUAUUUUAUAUGAAAUUUUGGAAAUUUUUUGAAACAGUGAAUUUAAUCAAUAUUUUCAACCUAAAUUUAUUGAUUUUUCAAAUUUUACCGGUUUUUCAAAAAGAAUUCGACAACUUCAUCACUUUUCGAAUAUUGUUAGAAAACUAAAGGGAAUUUUGAAACAGUGAAAAAAUUUCCCAUGAAAAUUGAUGGAUUUUGACUAAAAAUUGACUAAAAAUAGCAAACGCGCCCCAUUGAACUCUCCCCGUUUUUCUGAAAAAUUCGAAUUUUUAUUUUUUACUUAAAUAAAUUUGGGAUUUUUUUUGAAACAGUGAAUUUAAUCACAAUUUUUAACCUAAAUUUAUAGAUUUUUCCAAUUUUUACUGUUUCCAAAGAUCACAAGAAACAUAUCACUUUUUGAAUAUUGUUAGAAAACUAAUGAAAAUUUUGAAACAGUGAAAAUUUUCCAUGAAAAUUGAUGGAUUUUGACCCAAAAUUGACUGAAAAUAGCAAACGCGCCCCAUUGAACUCUCCUCUUUUCUCCAGAAAAUUCAAAUUUCUUGCAGAAUCGAAAACAAGACUCCAGAACACGGUGUAAUUCUAAGAGAGAGGCAAUUGAAAGUGUAUUCACUGAACAAUAUGAAUCAAAUGCACGGACAUGGAGUUGUUGGAAAACAGCCGGAAUUAAACGUGGUUUCGCCGGCGUUUCAGUUUAGUAGCACAAUUGAGUUGAAACAUUCGAAGGGAGGACAUAUGUGGUGAGUUGGGAAUUUUUUCUAGGCUUUUUAGGCUCAUCCUAGGCUUGUUUGGACUCAUUUUAAAGCUCUAAUUCGGGCCUAAGAAUAAGGCUUAAUUUAGGAUUAAUUAUAUUCACUUUGAAGCCUAAAUAUAGGCCCGAUUCAGCCUUUUCUCGGAUUGUUUUUCAAAAUCACGAACGAUCAGUAAAUUGAUUUUGUAGAAAAAUUGAGAAAUCAAUAUGAAUAUUUUGAAACGUAAAAAUUUGGGGUUUUGAAAAAAUUGAAUUUUUUCCUGAAAAUUAGGCCCAUCCUAGGCUUGUUUAGACUCAUUUUAAUGCUCUUAUUCAGGCCUAAAGCUAGAAGCUAGUUCAGGCCUAAUAUAGGCCCGAUUCAGGCUUAUUUCGGAGGAUUUUCAGGUCUAAAAUUUGGGGAUUUAUUCUAAUUGUUUUUAUUAAAAUUCCUGAAAUUUAUUAUGAAUUUUUUGAAACAGUGGAUUAUUUUUGAUAUUCUUGAAUUUUAGAAUUUUUCAAAAAAUCUGAAAAAUAUCAUUCAAAUCUUGAAAUGUAAGCCCAUCCUAGGCUUAUUAAGAUUCAUUUUAAAGCUCUAAUUCAGGCCUAAAAAUAAGGCCCAAUCUAGGCGUAUUUAGGUUAAUCUGAAAGCUCACAUUCAGGCUUGUUUAGGCUUUAUCUAGGCUUUGUUUCAUGAGCUUCGAACUUUCUAGAAAAUGUUUUUGAAAUUAAAAAUCCUCUCUGAAAUUAUAGCAGCUCAAAUCAGUUGCAGUGUUCUAAUGAUCAAAUUUUUCACAGUUUUUAUUUAACUUUUGAGCUUCUCCUUCAAUUUUCAGCCAAAAUGAUCAAAAUUACUGGAAAAAACUGCUAGAAUUUCAAUUUUCCCCACCAAAAAUCCAUUUUUCCAGGGGCCGCUUCAAAAUGGAACGUGAAAACGGCGUGAUCUUCGACGUUCACAUCCCAACAAUAGUCCUCGAAUCCACAGAUGAUGUCGUCACUGAAAAAUCCACCACAACUCCGAAUCCCAACCCAAAUCCGGAUCAAGCUUAG
Messenger RNA from Caenorhabditis angaria, 5570 nucleotides. Lineage: Eukaryota; Metazoa; Nematoda; Chromadorea; Rhabditida; Rhabditidae. The record is from the annotation of a GenBank genome assembly.